AUGGCUGGUGUAGUUUUUGUAAUCUGUAUACCAUCAAGUAAUUAUGAACAUAUACUGAGGUUUGGUAAGCCAAAAGAUAUAAUCGCGAUAGAAGACGCUGUAUCAUUCAAGCAACCUCGUUUAGAAGUUGAGUUGCGAAGUAAGAAAAAUAGAAGUAUACCUGUACAUCUGACGCAGAAUUAUUAUAACGAAGCGUUCAACCCUACAUUAGAAAAUAUUAACGAAAAUGAUGACUUUAUUACAAUGGAAAGCAUUUUACAAGAACUCUUGCGGAAGUUGCAAGUGGAGCAUGUAGUAUGGGUGGGCGACAAAGCCGGAAAUUUCUUCGAAGUGAUGUUUCCGCUGCCUACGGGAGAUCCAUGCGAAACUAUGCUACAUUGCUUGACACAACUUGGAAUUGGAGUUCGAAAUAGAUCCAUUGUAAGUGUUCUUCCAUGUAACGUAGUACAUUCGGCUAUAGAAAAUGAACCACAAGAGGAAGAAACGAUUUUGCGAGAGACGGAACAAGCAAAGCGAUGGCGCAGUUUUGUGGAAUCAAUUAGGUCUAAACUAACUGUGAAACAAGUCGUGGACGGUGUACGGGGUGGCGGCGAGCUCUCGUUCGAUUAUCUUACCCUAAUUAUUACAGCUGACUCCCUUGCGGCCUUGGGCUUGGUGGAAAACAACGCAUCAAACAUCGUAGCAGCGAUGUUAGUGUCUCCACUAAUGGGCCCAGUAAUGUCCAUCACGUUUGGAACGAUAAUAUCAGACAGAACCCUCAUUAGAAAUGGGUUCGAAAGUCUUAUUCUAGGAAUGUUUGUAUCGUUAGUGUUUGGGUUCAUUUUUGGUCUGAUUUUGGGUUCCACUGAAAUGCCAUGGGGUUUUGGAGAUUGGCCAACCGAGGAGAUGAAAUCUAGAGGGAAUGUCCGAUCAUUGUGGAUGGGAGUUCUCUGGGCUUUGACGUCAGGUACUGGUGUGGCACUGGCAUUACUUCAAGGCAUGGCUGGACCACUUAUCGGUAUUGCCAUAUCGGCCUCUUUAUUACCGCCAGUUGUUAAUUGUGGUUUAUAUUGGGCUUUAGCUUGUAUUUGGCUUUUGCAUCCUGGAGUAAAAAUUCCCCAUAUAAAAGGAGAAGCGUAUCAAGGAAAUUCGACAUAUGAACCACUAUACCACGAUUAUCUUCCUAUAGAAUUUGCUGUCAACGGUAUUGUAAGUUGCUGUUUGACAAUAGUCAAUGUGAUUUGUAUAUUCAUUACGGCGAUCAUAUUUCUGAAAAUAAAAGAAGUAGCUGCUCCGUAUACUUCAACUCCCGAUUUGAGGAGAUUUUGGGAAACGGACAUAAGGAUCGCGAGAAAAGCUAAUCGAGCUAAUUUACAACGCGCUGAAGAGGAAGAACGGACUGAAUUAAUGCUAGACGACUUAAAUCAUGGCACGGACGAUACAAUAAAGGAAAAGUUACAAGCUGCUGUCCGAGAAGCUCUAGACGAUGAAACUUACAGAAAAGUAAAAAGGAUGAGCUACCAGAGCCACAAUGCGGAUGAGAUUAUGCAUACGAUUGGUCUACAAUCUAGGACUCCAGUUUCCAUGCGUUCGAGUGUAAGGGCUUCUGCCGCUUCAACACCACCAACUACUUACCCAAAGGAUCAUAAUAUUGACGAAAUCGCUGCAUUGGACAAAUUGUUAACAUCUUUAUUAGGUUUUAAAGAGAAAAGAAGAAGCAAGUCAUUUUGUUCGCAUCGCACAUCUCCAAGGUCCAGCAGAAUGCCAGCCAUUGAUGAGCUAAGGCGCAAUCGGCGAUCAGAAUCAUGGCCAGAUAGAAUAUUCGAGAACACCAUAGUACGCAGCGUUCUUUCUAGUCUCAGAGCUAGCAAGAAGGGUUCCCCUGCCGAAGAACCGUUCUUAACACCUAAAUAGA
Molecule: messenger RNA, 1894 nt
Organism: Hyposmocoma kahamanoa
Lineage: Eukaryota; Metazoa; Arthropoda; Insecta; Lepidoptera; Cosmopterigidae
Exons: 10
Coding region: 1-1893 (630 amino acids)
Source: RefSeq, a predicted model, not a curated record